Anopheles coustani is the source of this 1548-nucleotide messenger RNA. It is a transcript of the gene nerfin-1, whose product is annotated as insulinoma-associated protein 1. The coding region runs from base 1 to 1548 and encodes 515 amino acids. Gene Ontology annotation, molecular function: RNA polymerase II cis-regulatory region sequence-specific DNA binding; DNA-binding transcription repressor activity, RNA polymerase II-specific. Gene Ontology annotation, biological process: neuron differentiation; regulation of cell cycle process; negative regulation of transcription by RNA polymerase II. The record is from RefSeq and is a predicted model, not a curated record. Gene Ontology annotation, cellular component: transcription repressor complex; nucleus. The transcript has a single exon. Lineage: Eukaryota; Metazoa; Arthropoda; Insecta; Diptera; Culicidae.
AUGGCAACAAUCGCCCCACCACCACCACAAUCCCGCCUGGUGUCCUCGAUUGGUCUCCUGACGACGGUGGCCAGCUUGCCGCCCUCGUACAAGCUUCAGUAUGCAGAGACUCAGCCCCCCAGCAGCAGCACCACCACCACAACCACCCUCGCUACUGGCUUCGGUGACAGUCCGUUGGAUUUGACGGUGCGCCAAGUGACGGCAGCGGUGGUCACACCGGCACCAAUAACACCUCCGGCGACGCCGUCACCGCUUAAAAAACGCUACCGCGAAGACAAUCUGUUCAAUUUCCCCAAGGCCGACGAACCGGUGGCCAAGCGGAUAAAGUGUGAUGUUCCUAGCGCGCCUCCUCCUGCGCCGGUUGCGGAGGACAGGAGCAAGGAGCUAGCGACACCGGCGAAACCCAUCGGGGGGAAGAGUGGCGCCACGCAAGGGCCUCCAAAGAGCGCGAAAAACCCCCCUGCCGUACCGGCCCCGUCCGGUGGGGCGAAGGAACGCCGAGCCAAGGCCAUCCGGAAGCUAAAGUUCGACGAGGAAAACUCUUCGCCCGUGUCGGGCACGAUCAUUAUCUCGCUGGAGGAAGCGCUCAGUGGCGACUCGCCGCGUGAAUCUGGUGACAUCGAUCCGCAGUUCAAUCUGGUCGAGGUGUCGGACGAGGUGCGGGCGGAACUGGCCGCCAUCCCGAACGUGAUCGGAGGCUACAACUGCAAGCUGUGCCGGCAGGAGUUCGAAGAUGCGUUCGGGCUGGCGCAACACCGAUGUUCCUGCAUCGUGCUGCUGGAGUACCGCUGUCCGGAGUGCGGCAAACGGUUCAACUGCCCGGCUAACUUGGCAUCGCACCGGCGUUGGCAUAAACCACGCGAUCAGGUCGGCAAAAAGGGUGCCAAAGGGGAGCAGACGGUGUCGAGCGAGGCGGACGCAGGUGCUGCAGGCGGGAAGUACCGUUGCGACCAGUGUGACAAAACCUUCAAACGUCCGGCGUACCUCAAGAAGCACCAGCAAACGCAUAAUCGGCAGCACAGCAAGGCGGCCAAAUCAGAACCAAAAGCAGCACCUAGUCCGAGUAGAAGCGUCGACCAGUACCGCAGUGAAGACUCGAAUCACUCGAACAACUCCUACCAAUCCAACCAAUCGGCCAGCAGCGAGAAGUACGAACCGACUGUCGAAAGCGAAGCAAGAACCGAACCUCCACCACUUACCGUGUUCACGUUCACGACCACUGGAAUUGGUUCACCGGCCAGCGGCCAUCACGAGACGCCGUCAACCGGCGCGUACUACGGUCCAUCGCCUCCAUCGGUCGUGUCCUCCUCGGGGCGUGGUAGUGCUGCUCCGGAUCAGUACGACGAACCGGACAGUGAUUGUGAGGAGCGCACGCUUGUUAUCAACGAGGACUACCGCGAUGAGGACGAGGAGGACGAAAUGCAGCGCCAAUACCGGUCGUCAUACUGCGACCGGUUCACCGAGGAGGAGAAUCUGGCGGCGGCCGCCCUUGCGGGCCUCCGGAAUGGCCCAUCCGUCAUUCGCCACACGACGGCGCUGGUUGUGUAG